Amaranthus tricolor (Joseph's coat) is the source of this 1348-nucleotide messenger RNA. RefSeq names its product glutathione S-transferase 2-like. NCBI's taxonomy places the organism in Eukaryota, Viridiplantae, Streptophyta, Magnoliopsida, Caryophyllales, Amaranthaceae. The transcript is spliced from 11 exons. The record is from RefSeq and is a predicted model, not a curated record. Gene Ontology annotation, cellular component: cytoplasm. The coding region runs from base 269 to 952 and encodes 227 amino acids. Gene Ontology annotation, molecular function: glutathione transferase activity; maleylacetoacetate isomerase activity. Gene Ontology annotation, biological process: L-phenylalanine catabolic process; glutathione metabolic process.
AAUAAGAAAUAUCGAAAUAGUAUUAAAAAAGACAUAUGAUCCAUGACAAGAAAAAUUAGAAUGCAACCAAUCUCUGAACCGAGGAAAAAUCCAUGGUAGGGACUAGGGAGGAAGUAUCAUUACUCAUGGAGUCAAGUCAAUGACGUGAAUGAAUUCUCAAUCUCUGACUCUGACACAUGCAUUUUAACAUCGUAGUGAAGAUUACAAAUUCCAAAGUUUGAGUAUUACCCCAGUGGCCAGCACAAAUCCUCUUAAUUCUUCAUAGUGGAUGGCGAGUUCAAUAUCUGAAUCAGAAGGUAGUGGGAAGCCGAACCUGAAACUUUACUCCUAUAAUAUAAGCUCAUGUGCUUGGCGUGUUCGUAUUGCUCUUAAUUUGAAAGGGUUGGAGUAUGAGUAUAAAGCGGUGAAUUUGUUGAAAGGAGAACACUUAAGUGAUGAGUUUCUGAAGCUGAAUCCUCUUGGUUAUGUGCCAGUUCUGGUGGAUGAGGAUGUAGUAAUUUCUGAUUCACUUGCAAUUAUAAUGUAUCUGGAAGAGAAGUAUCCUCAAUUUCCAUUGCUGCCUCGUGAUCUUCAGAAAAGAGCGAUCAAUUACCAGGCCGCAAACAUAGUUGCCUCAAAUAUACAGCCUUUUCAGAACCUAGUAGUUUUGAAUUUCAUUGGAGAAAAACUCGGCAGCGUUGAGAAGCUUUCUUGGGUUGAACAUCACAUCAAAAAAGGCUUCACUGCAUUAGAGAAACUAUUAGCAGGAUAUUCGGGCAAAUAUGCUACGGGGGAUGAAGUUUACUUGGCAGACUUGUUUCUAGCACCCCAAAUCGGGGGAGCAAUUCAGAGAUUCCAGAUGGAUAUGGCGGAGUUCCCACUCUUAAAGAGGUUAAAUGAUGCAUAUUCAGAAGUACCAGCAUUUCAGAAUGCUGUACCGGAGAAGCAACCAGAUCCGAUGACCACAUCCUAGGCAGCAGGCCCUUUAUACAGCCGCUGAACAGCUCUUCAGGGAACAAGAAUGGCAUGACGAGCAUUGAAUUCCUUCAGCAUGUUGUAGUAUCCCAGCUCCAGGAGGCGCUACCCGACUAUCCCGGAAUGUAAAAAAACCUGAAUAAUACUCCUAUUUUGUUUUCCUGCCCAACAAUGGAAUUUGUGUACCUAAUAUACAUUCAGUCUGUAAUAUAAACUUCUGUACUAUAUUUGUAUCAAACCGUUGCGACUUGCGACGUUAUGCAAUGCAGCGUCCUGUAUAAAUGAGACACUACAUAAUUCUUUUUGUAACGUGACACCGGACUUGUAUGGAUUAUUUAGUACUUCUAUAUGCAAUAUCGUUGGCCUGUCGGCUGUCGGUGAUUUGCCAAGUCUA